This is a messenger RNA of Coniosporium apollinis CBS 100218, 1440 nucleotides long. RefSeq names its product NADH-ubiquinone oxidoreductase 49 kDa subunit, mitochondrial. Gene Ontology annotation, biological process: mitochondrial electron transport, NADH to ubiquinone. The coding region runs from base 1 to 1440 and encodes 479 amino acids. The record is from RefSeq and is a predicted model, not a curated record. Gene Ontology annotation, molecular function: quinone binding; NADH dehydrogenase (ubiquinone) activity; NAD binding. The transcript is spliced from 2 exons. NCBI's taxonomy places the organism in Eukaryota, Fungi, Ascomycota, Dothideomycetes.
AUGCCCGUCUCCUUUGCCCGAAUAGCCUGCCGCUCGGCGAAGCGGGUCUGUCUUCGCCCCAGGACGCCUCACGCCAGCAUUCCCGCAUACCGCAGCAUCGCGACCUCGCUGCCCCGGCACUUCGCUCAGGCAUCAGAACCCUCGACAGAACAUGGAGCCGCCGGCGUGGGCGGCACACGCUUGAUCAAUGUCGACGCAGACUUUUCCCGGCCGAUCGACCCGAACGACGAGAAGGGCAUGGACAACGCAAACGACAACGACACCAGCAAGAGGAAGAUCAGACACUACACCGUCAACUUCGGCCCGCAGCAUCCAGCAGCCCACGGCGUGCUACGGCUGAUCCUCGAGCUCAACGGCGAGGAAAUCGUGCGCGCGGAUCCGCACGUCGGCCUGCUGCACCGCGGCACAGAGAAGCUGAUCGAGUACCGGACGUACCUCCAGGCGCUGCCCUACUUCGACCGCUUCGACUAUGUCAGCAUGAUGACCAACGAGCAGUGCUACUCGCUCGCGGUGGAGAAGCUGCUGAACGUCGAGAUUCCGGAACGGGCGAAGUGGAUCCGGACGCUGUUCGCGGAGAUAACGCGGGUCCUCAACCAUCUCAUGUCUGUGCUGUCGCACGCCAUGGAUGUUGGUGCCCUGACGCCGUUCUUGUGGGGGUUCGAGGAGCGUGAGAAGCUUAUGGAAUUCUACGAACGCGUCUCCGGCGCCCGCCUCCACGCCGCCUACGUCCGCCCCGGCGGCGUCUCGCAAGAUUUGCCCCUCGGCCUCCUUGACGACAUCUACCAAUGGGCCACGCAAUUCGGCGACCGCAUCGACGAGACCGAGGAGCUGCUAACCGACAACCGCAUCUGGAAGGGCCGCACACAGGGCAUCGGCGUCGUGUCCGCCGCAGACGCAAUCAACUACUCCUUCUCCGGCGUGAUGCUCCGCGGGUCCGGCGUGCCCUUCGACGUGCGCAAGAGCCAGCCAUACGACGCAUACGACCAGGUCGAGUUCGACGUGCCCGUGGGCGUCAACGGCGACUGCUACGACCGCUACCUGUGCCGCAUGGAGGAAUUCAGGCAGAGCCUCCGCAUCAUCCACCAGUGCCUCAACAAGAUGCCGACUGGCCCUGUGAAAGUCGAGGACUAUAAGAUCGCGCCCCCGCCGCGGGCUGCCAUGAAGGAGAACAUGGAGGCGCUGAUUCACCACUUCUUGCUGUUUAGCAAGGGAUACAGCGUACCGCCAGGUGAGACCUAUUCUGCGAUCGAGGCCCCGAAGGGAGAGAUGGGCGUGUUCUUGGUCAGUGAUGGCAGCGAGAGGCCAUAUAGGUGUAAGGUGCGUGCGCCAGGGUUCGCGCAUCUCAGCUGCUUCGAUCAGAUCUCGAGGGGGCAUUUGUUGCCGGAUGCGGUGGCUAUCAUUGGGACGAUGGAUCUAGUGUUUGGAGAGGUCGACAGGUAG